Messenger RNA from Neltuma alba, 2896 nucleotides. Its product is annotated as pentatricopeptide repeat-containing protein At2g33680-like. Gene Ontology annotation, molecular function: RNA binding; protein binding. The transcript has 3 exons. The record is from RefSeq and is a predicted model, not a curated record. Lineage: Eukaryota; Viridiplantae; Streptophyta; Magnoliopsida; Fabales; Fabaceae. The coding region runs from base 206 to 2440 and encodes 744 amino acids. Gene Ontology annotation, biological process: RNA modification.
AACAAGCAGGUCUCAUGGCCGUCGCCGAUCUCUUGCUUUCCAGAUAGCCUGCUCUUUUCACUUAUUCCCUCCAUUAUUUCGCUCCAACAAUAUCUCCGACAAGACUUGUUUAACUGCUUAGAUUUAACCAGACCAGAUAAAAUGCACAGCACCAGGAAGGAGAAAUACACUAUGUGAAUGCCAAUAGUUCGUGGCAAGAAAGUUGAUGCGGCUUUCUCCUUCGUCUAGUGAGUUCUUCAAGGAGCUCCUCCAGUACACUCAGCUGAAACACCUCCAUAAAGGUCGAGCUUUGCAUGCUCGCAUCAUCAAAAGCGUUUCGCCUUCUUGUAUUUUCCUCGAAAAUAGCCUCGUCAAUUUCUAUGCCAAGUGUGGUCACCUUCCGAAGGCCAAGGUUGUUUUCGACAACAUCCGUGACAAGGAUGUCGUCUCGUGGAAUUGCCUCAUCAAUGGGUACUCUCAACAGGGACCCUCUGGCUCUUCCUUCGUCAUGGAACUCUUUCGGUGUAUGAUUGCAGAGAAUACCUCCCCCAACGCCCACACUUUCUCUGGUGUCUUUACUGCGGCCUCCAAUUUGCCUGACAUUUCUGGUGGCCGGCAAGCGCACACGGUCGCUAUCAAAACGGCAAGCUUUUAUGAUGUUUUUGUCGGGAGUUCGCUUCUUAAUAUGUAUUGCAAAACGCGUUUUGUUGACGAAGCUCGUAAGUUGUUUGAUAGAAUGCCUGAAAGGAACCCAGUUUCUUGGGCUACAAUGAUUUCUGGGUAUGCUACGCAAGAGAUGGCUGAAGAGGCUCUGGAGCUUUUUGAAUGCAUGCGUUGUGAAACAGAGGGCGAGAACGAGUUCGUGAUUACUAGUGCCCUAAGUGCUCUGACAAUUCCUGAACUUGUGGACACGGGUAGGCAGAUUCAUUCUCUCGCCGCUAAGAACGGGCUGUUGUCAAUUACCUCUGUGGGAAAUGCUCUUGUAACGAUGUAUGCUAAAUGUGGGAGCUUGGAUGAUGCACUCAAGACAUUUUACUUGUCUGGGAAUAAAAAUUCGAUCACAUGGUCGGCAAUGAUUACUGGUUAUGCACAAAGAGGGGAUUCAGAUAAGGCGGUGAAGUUGUUUCAUAAUAUGCAUCUCUCCGGAGUCGUGCCUAGUGAAUUUACUCUUGUCGGGGUUAUCAACGCUUGCAGUGAUCUUGGUACUCUUGUAGAAGGAAAGCAGAUGCAUGGUUAUGCGUUGAGGUUAGGUUAUGAAUCACACAUGUAUGUUUUGACAGCUUUAGUGGACAUGUAUGCAAAAUGUGGCAGCAUAGCCGAUGCUCGCAAGGGCUUUGAUUAUCUACGGCAACCUGACAUUGUUCUCUGGACUUCUAUCAUAACAGGGUAUGCACAGAAUGGGGAUAGUGAAGGUGCUUUGAAUCUGUACGGCAAAAUGCAAAUGGAAGGAAUCAUUCCCAAUGAACUUACUAUGGCAAGUGUCCUAAAAGCCUGUUCUAGCCUAGCUGCUUUAGAUCAGGGAAUGCAAAUUCAUGGGCGGAUUGUAAAGUAUGGUUUCAGCUUGGAAAUCCCAAUUGGAAGUGCUCUUUCUGCCAUGUAUGCAAAAUGUGGAAGUAUGGAUGAAGGGUACCGUGUUUUUCGUAGGAUGCCUACUAGGGAUGUAAUUUCAUGGAAUGCAAUGAUAUCUGGACUUUCUCAAAAUGGUUAUGGCAGUGAAGCCUUGGAGUUGUUUGAGGAGAUGCGGUUGGAGGGCACAAAACCAGACCAUGUCACAUUUGUGAAUCUUCUCUCUGCUUGUAGUCAUAUGGGACUAGUGGAGCAUGGUUGGAAUUAUUUCAAGAUGAUGUAUGAUGAAUUCAGCAUUGUUCCCACAGUCGAGCAUUAUGCAUGCAUGGUUGAUAUCUUGAGCCGUGCUGGUAAACUGAAUGAGGCAAAAGAGUUCAUUGAAUCAGCAAAGAUUGAUCAUGGUUUUUGUUUGUGGCGCAUAUUACUGGGGGCCUGCAAGAACUAUCGUAAGUAUGAUCUCGGUGCCUAUGCUGGAGAAAAACUAAUGGAGUUGGGCUCGCCUGAAUCAUCCGCAUAUGUUUUGUUAUCAAGUAUUUAUACAGCCUUGGGCAAGUGGGAAGAUGUAGAGCGUGUAAGACGGAUGAUGAAAGCCCGAGGGGUGACUAAAGAGCCUGGUUGUAGCUGGAUUGAGUUAAAGAGUUUAGUUCAUGUGUUUGUUGUUGGGGACCAAAUGCAUCCACAAAUUGAUGAGAUACGAUCAGGGUUACGUUUAUUGACCAAAUUGAUGAAAGACGAAGGAUAUCAACCUUGUCUGGAUCCAUUGCCUGUCAGUGCUAGCGAUGAUUUGGAAGAUCAAGAAGGCAGCCUAGGCGUACGAAUGGCAGGUUUUGUGGCUAGGAACAACAUUGGGAAAGAUUAUAUGCUCAUGCAAAAUGAUCUUCUCUCUCUCGCUUAGUGCUUUGGACUUUGUAGUAUUGAAGUUUUACUGGGACGGUGGGCUAUAAAUACAGAGGCCAACCAAACUAAGAAAUUCUUCAAUAUACGUGGUUUCUGAAAAUUUUGCAGAUCAAAGCGCUUAUAGAUAGACACUGAGCAUAUCUUGGGCCCUCUGUGACUUCCUUAGAUGUCUAUCUAUUAUAGUCUUAGGUCAUUUACUCUCAUAAACUGGGCCUACUCAAUAAUCCAUAACAUGUGCCAGCAACUGGUUUAGUUGUGAGAUUGAUUCCUAGGCAUAUAGUGGCAAGAAGAUUCAUACUGAGGUCAUUCUUUUUGGACAACCUGCUACAAUGUUGUACUCAUCCGAAUCCUGAUAUUAGAGUAUAUUAGUCCAAAUUUUCAACAUUCAUUCUUGUAAAUGUAAAGAGUGUAUUCAGAGGAAAACAGAGUGAAAAGAAUUGAUCCACAUACACAA